Messenger RNA from Dentiscutata heterogama, 369 nucleotides. Lineage: Eukaryota; Fungi; Glomeromycota; Glomeromycetes; Diversisporales; Gigasporaceae. The record is from the annotation of a GenBank genome assembly.
AUAAAACAACAUUUGACAGUUAACGAGAGUGAAAAUAUUAUCAAAUUUUUAGGAAUUACCCAAGGAUCUGGCAAUCGUGGGAAUUCCGAACAAAAAAAUUACAUGAUAGUUUUACAAUACGCAAACGGCAGGACCUUAAAAAAUUAUUUAGAAGAUAAAAUUAUCAAUAAUAUUUUUACAAUUUCGUGGACAGUGCUUAUUUUAAUUACGGAGCAAAUUAUUUUCGGACUGCAGGAUCUGCACGAAAAUAACAUUGUUCACGGGGACUUGAAUCCUAAAAACAUUUUCGUAAUAAAUGACGAUUACAAUAGGUUCAAUAAAGUUGUAUUAGCUGAUUUUGGAUCAGCAUCGAAACUUGACGACAGUUUA